Aspergillus caelatus is the source of this 1659-nucleotide messenger RNA. RefSeq names its product NAD(P)/FAD-dependent oxidoreductase. The record is from RefSeq and is a predicted model, not a curated record. Gene Ontology annotation, cellular component: cytoplasm. The transcript has a single exon. Gene Ontology annotation, molecular function: oxidoreductase activity. The coding region runs from base 174 to 1436 and encodes 420 amino acids. NCBI's taxonomy places the organism in Eukaryota, Fungi, Ascomycota, Eurotiomycetes, Eurotiales, Aspergillaceae.
UGUAUAUUCGGCAACCCUCGGCACCUCCCCCCGGGUACUGCCGGUGUGAUUCUACACGGACAACUACUAGUAGAUAUAUAUAGUUCAUGGCCUGAUUCUGUUCGGGUUACGAGAUACCAAGAAAGCCACCCCACUUCAGUUUUUUACAACGUGAUUAUUGAUAUUUAAACGAUAUGCAUGACCUUCAGAAUACAUUCUCCUUGUGCUUCCGAGGACGAAAUCCUCAAUACCUGCAGCAAGACACAAUGGAAUCCUCAAAAUCCACGUCUGAUAUUGCUAUUGUUGGCGCAGGAAUUGUGGGGUCCGCGCUGGCUUAUUUCUUAUCACAGACCGAUAAAAAAGUGGUUCUCAUCGAUCGGUCAUUUUCAGAGUUGAAAGGCUCGACAGGUCAUGCUCCCGGGUUUGUUGGUCAAUUCAAUGAAUCCGAGGUUCUCACACACCUCGCCAUUGAAACCGUGAGAGAAUAUACGAAGGUACCCGGAGGAUUUGAUGUUGUUGGAGGUCUUGAAAUUGCUACUAGCUGUGAAGGCGUCGACCGGUUAAGAUCGAGAUGUGAGAUGGCGAAGAGGGCUGGACUCUCCGCCGAAUUGAUAUCCUCCGGGCAGGCAACUAGUCUAGCCCCAGAUCUGGUCAAUGACGACAACCAAAUAGCCUUGUACUUUCCUGGUGAUGGUGCUGCGAACGCUGUCAGAAUAACUUCGUUUUACCAGGAAAACGCACGAGCUAAGGGCGUCGAACUCAUCGAAGCAGACGUUACCGAAAUCCAACAGGCCAAUGGCUGUGUGAAUGGUGUGAUGACCACAUCGGGGCUCAUCCCGGCGAAGAAGGUCAUUAUUGCCACAGGAAUAUGGGCAACCCACCUUUCCAAGUUCGACAUUCCAAUUCCGAUCGUACCUGUCGCGCAUCCAUAUAUGUAUGGCGAGCAUCACACCCCAAAAUUACGCAAGGCACCUUGGGUGAGAUGGCCACAGCAUCAUGUAUAUGCUCGUGAUCAUGGUUCUUUCUUCGGCUUGGGCUCUUAUGAUCAUGCCCCGGUUCUCAAUGAGCCAAGGGACACUGCUAUUGGUGACUGGAUUGGGCAAUUCGAUGACACAUUAAGCCAAGCCAUGCGUUUCAUACCGGAGGAGACGAAGCUCGUCCCUAGAGAACGAUUCAAUGGUAUAUUCUCAAUGACGCCGGACAAUAUGCCGUUGGUAGGAAGUAUCCCCUCUAUUGAGGGUCUAUACAUGGCAGCGGCGGUGUGGGUUACCCAUGCAGCUGGAGCAGCAAAGUUCUUGGCUCAAAUCCUGGAAGAACAGCCCGUCGAUGAUGCUAUCAGGCGGGCUCUGGAUCCUACUAGGUUCCAAGGAAGAGACAUGGCAAGCUUGACACAAGAAUCUCUCAAUGGUUACAACAACAUCUAUAAGACAGAGGCGAGCGGUGCACCAAGGGUGUGACUUACCUUCUGAAGGGAACGUGUUUAUCACUUAUGUUGGAGACAGCUAGAUGUGAGCCGCUGGCUGUUUUACAGCAUCUUCACGCAUAUUGCAGACGUCCUUCGAAAUCAUGUUCUCAAAUAAAUUAACCGAAAGUUCAUGCCCAUACUGUAUCUAUCUCAUUUCUCAACUCUAUAUAUUGAUCUCGUUUACAAAUAAGAUACCAAUGACUUCACCGUUCGAA